GUCUGUGACGCGCUGUCGCCUUUCUUACAAAAAACUCCAAAUUCUUUCCUUCAAUUAAAGCUUGCUUUUUGCGACACUUAGUAAUUUACUCAUUCCUGUAUAAGUCAUAACCAUUCAUUACUAUGAAAAGAUCACUCGAAGACGCCGAAACCGAUCAACGCGCUAAACACUUGAAAGCCUAUAACAAUACAUCACCAUCUAGUACUUCCUCAUCACCACAAUAUAUAAGGGAGCAUUCAACCUCACCUUAUCAUUAUAAUCGACCGCCAUCGAAAAACCCACGUUUUUUCAAGGGCUGUUCAAAGAUAACAGAUUAUGAGUUUUUAGAUAAACUGGGUGAGGGCACUUUCGGUGAAGUACAUAAAGCUAGAGAUAAACAUACGCAAAAGUUAGUUGCUUUAAAGAGGAUUCUAAUGCAUAACGAGAAAGAAGGAAUUCCAAUCACAGCUAUUCGUGAAAUCAAGAUUCUCAAACAACUGUCUCAUAAGAAUAUUGUUCCUCUAACUGAUAUUGCUGUUGAAAGAGGUGAUUUGAGUAGAAAGGAUAAAGGUGGAAUCUACAUGGUCUUUCCUUAUAUGGAUCAUGACCUGGCGGGUUUACUGGACAACCCUAAAGUACGUCUAACUCAACCACAGAUUAAGACUUAUCUCAAGCAAUUAUUAGAAGGAACAGCCUACCUUCAUCAUAAUAAUAUUCUUCACCGUGAUAUGAAAGCUGCAAAUUUGCUGAUUAACAACGAAGGCAUAUUGCAAAUCGCAGAUUUCGGUUUAGCAAGAGGUGUAGAGAGUGGUAACAGAGAAUAUACCGGUUGCGUUGUGACAAGAUGGUAUCGCCCGCCUGAGCUAUUCCUUGGUGAACGACGAUAUACUAGCGCCAUCGAUAUGUGGGGCGUGGGUUGUGUUUUUGGUGAAUUGCUUAAAUCGAGGCCUAUUUUACAAGGACAAGAUGAUCUUGACCAACUCAAAAAGAUCUUUCAACUAUGUGGAUCUCCCAAUCAAGACAAUUUUCCAGGUUGGGAUAAGUUACCAGACGCCAAGAAGGUUAAAUUUGAAACCACCCCACGACACGUUAGAGAGGAUUAUAAUCAGUUUGAUCCCUUGGCUGCAGAUUUAAUGGAUAAACUACUUGUAUUGGAUCCUGCGCAACGAAUAACAGCUCUUGAGGCAUUGGAGCACGACUAUUUUUAUACUGCACCUUUGCCAGCAGAGCCUUCCGAAUUACCCAAAUACGAAGCGUCUCAUGAAUUUGACAGAAGAAAAAUCAAACGUCAUCUUAUUUAGAAACUACAUCAUAUUUAUUUAAUUUUACACGCUUCCUCCUAUAUCGUUUGUUCAAAGUGCAUCAUUUCUUAUACAGUUACCAUUAUUUCUAAUGUAUUGCCAAUUCUUAAAACAAUGAAUACGUAUACAACUAUC
This is a messenger RNA of Mycotypha africana, 1415 nucleotides long. RefSeq names its product kinase-like domain-containing protein. Bases 123 to 1280 code for a protein of 385 amino acids. Gene Ontology annotation, molecular function: ATP binding; cyclin-dependent protein serine/threonine kinase activity. Lineage: Eukaryota; Fungi; Mucoromycota; Mucoromycetes; Mucorales; Mycotyphaceae. Gene Ontology annotation, biological process: protein phosphorylation. The record is from RefSeq and is a predicted model, not a curated record. The transcript has 8 exons. Gene Ontology annotation, cellular component: nucleus.